AUGACAGCACUGUUUGAGUUCAUUGAGAUAUUGGCAAUCAUCUCAUACUCUAUACUUGGCUGUAUAUGUGUAUUCUCCUUCGUCAAAUCAUUCAAGAGGAGGGAGCUGGCUGUCACCUCUAGGCUCUUCCAUUCAUUCAUCUUCUUAUUUGUAACAUUCCGCAUAGUAUGGUACACUCUUAAACUGGUCUAUGGUGAGACAUCAUUCACCUUUGUCUUUAACAAUAUGUCAUUCAUAUUCUAUAUGUCUGGCCUGAUCGUGUUGGUGUUCUAUUGGAUGGAGACAUACUAUAGGACCUAUUUCUCAUCGGCCGAGUUCACAUCUUCAAGUGCUUUGAAGACUGGUUACAUCGUUGCCAAUGUCAUCAUGUACACUGUACAGUUCAUUCUUAUCAUUGUAUUCUACACAUCAAACCAUGCCAAGAAGGAAGGUAGCAAGGUCUAUCUAGUCAACACCCUAUACCAAGUAUUGUUAUCCGCACUGAUUGGAUUGCUAUUCGUGGUCAUUAUGGUACAGACUUACGCAAAGUACAAGUCAAUCGAUAAGGAUAUUGGAAGUGGAGAGUUAAAGAACCAGUUGCGCAAGAUGUUACUGCUCUCUGCCACAUUCUGUUUAUGUUUCCUCAUCAGGAUUGUUAUCUUCUUGUACAAUCCAAUCACUGGAGAGUAUAUGAAUCAAGAGUUAUUCAUAACAAUGGGCUACUUCAUUCCUGAUAUCAUUCCAACAUUGAUGCAACUCUAUAUUUGGCAUCAGAAGAUGCAGGCAACAGAUGACAGCGCAGAGUUUGUCAACAACCUUUACGAGAAUGAGAUGGAUGAGGAGACUCCUCCAACACGACCCAUUAUCGCUGGAAUCAGCAAUGGCAACGGCAAUGGCAAUGGCAAUGACUUGUACGAACAAUCAUCGUCUAUUGGCGCAGUGAUCACCUCAAAGAGUGAACGAUCACCUCUCUUCCCAAGAUACGACAACUACUAG
Acytostelium subglobosum LB1 is the source of this 975-nucleotide messenger RNA. RefSeq lists its product as hypothetical. Bases 1 to 975 code for a protein of 324 amino acids. The transcript is spliced from 4 exons. The record is from RefSeq and is a predicted model, not a curated record. NCBI's taxonomy places the organism in Eukaryota, Evosea, Eumycetozoa, Acytosteliales, Acytosteliaceae.